Molecule: messenger RNA, 2124 nt
Organism: Ambispora leptoticha
Lineage: Eukaryota; Fungi; Glomeromycota; Glomeromycetes; Archaeosporales; Ambisporaceae
Source: the annotation of a GenBank genome assembly
AUGGGAAAUAAAAGAAAUAGAGGUGUAAACAAAGGAAAGAAUAGGCAUCAAGAUGUCUUUCCAAAGCGGAGAAAGAACGUACCACUCGAAGAGCCUGGUCAAUCAACCCAAUCAAAUGGCUACCACGCUACCUCCUCAUCUUCGCAAGGUGUAACUGACAGUGGCAAUAUUGAUAUUGAAACUGGAAAUCAACUAGGAGAUCCCGAAUCGGAUUCGGAGACUGAGCAAGUACUAAUGACGGGUGUCGCUGGACCUUCGACAAAUGGUCAUGCUAUUAUGGUAGAGAAACAUUCCGAAGGCGAUCGUAAGAAACUUGAAGAUAUUUUACAAAAGGAAGACGGAGAGAGUGAUAACGAGGACGAGACAAUGACUGAUGCUGAGCCGAGUCCUUCACCAGAACCAACUUUUACAUAUUCACAAGAGGGAUUAUGUAUAGAUUGUAAGGACCAGGAGGCAUCGUACUUUUGCGAACAAUGUGAAGAUAAUUUUUGUGAAGUGUGUUUCGCGAUGAUUCAUCGUACAGGCAAUCGAAAAAAUCACCCAACCAGAAAAUUAAAAAGUAAAACUUUGCAAGUUCCAAACAACAAACCACUAGGAAAAGCUUCUGCAUCUGCAAGUUCAUCAACUUCUGAUCUCGGUUUGAACGAAGAAUUAACUGGUUCGGAAAGUGAACUGCCAAAAACAACAUUCAUUUCAAAUGGAGGGACAACAUUCGGUCAAUGGUUAGAAGAACGGUGCAAAUAUAUUCCAAUACGUUUAAAUAUGGAAGAACGGAAACUGUUAAGAUUACUUGAAGCGGCUUUAAAUGUCUCAGAAUAUACCGAUAGAAUUGAUAUACUGUCAUAUGCAACUCAGUCAGCUAAAGCCAAAAGGAUGACACAUCAAAUUAGGGAUCUUUGUUGGAUCUUAUCUGGACUUUUAAUUGCUCAUGAUUACAAAAAGGGACAAGAACUAAUUGCCGAUCAUACUUUCAAAGAGAACGAAGAUUUCUUCAAAAUGAUAUUCGAGAUUGGAAGACGACACAAAGUCAUGAACCCAGAAAAAAUGCGAGAUGUAUAUGGAAAAUUGAUGUAUAUGCUUAUGGAUUCCACCAUCGACGACGUCCAACAAACAUUAGGUUUAAAUAUUAUUGAGCCAAUCAAAAAUGUACACAGAUUUCUCUCGGAUCGGAAUUGUAUUGAGUUAAUCCACGAUGAACAAGUGAUAACCGCCACCAAGGAAAUUUCAGCAGAUGGAAAGUCACGAGACCAAGUGCAGAGAGAGAUACGAGAGAAGGAACGAGCUAUCGAGUAUUUGAGCAAAACGUACUCGUGUCGUGAUAUCACUCCAGAUGAGAUUAAGUUGUGUUUAUAUAGUAUAGGAGAUAAUCACGCCUAUUUACGGGGUAAUCGUGAUUGCUGUGAUCGUAUGCUUAAUUAUUUAACAACUUAUUUCUCUCCGAGUAAAAGUGAUGACGGCUAUUCGUUAGCUAUACGACCUGGGUCUCAUGGUGCUCGACUCUCUCACUCACACGAAAUGCAAUAUUACUAUGCGAACCAGACACUUUCACUUUGGCGAGAAAUUCAAAAUGAAAUGUUCAUGCUCUGGACGCUAGCGGAUCGUGAUCUACUGUCCGACACAAAUAUGUACCGUUUACGCGACACCGGUCAAGGUCUAAACAGAGUGCAAUCGUGCCCGAACGUCUCAAAAGCUAUGCACGCGAUCCUACAUCGAGCACAGCAAAAAGCGAGACAUUGGGUCGGCAGUUCGGUGAUUCAUCUUGGAGAUAAGAAUGUGCCUAACGCGCUCAUGUUUAUAGAUAAAUAUAAUCAGGUCUCAAGAAUACUUAAUCCGAUCCUCAUCUGCCUAGACUCGAUUGAUCCGCUAGUACAGAAAAACAAAGGAAUUCGUGAUUACAUUCAUAACACAUUUGGAGGCCCUGAGAAACUCAGAAAAGAUAUCCUGGCCGAUUUCUUCCGAUACGCUUUUGAUGGCAGCGGCGCCGAUAAUUUCUUCGAUGCAGGAAGCUGCAUUGAUGGAAGGCUCACGAGCGCCUGGAAUUGGUGCUCGCAAAUCGAGAAGAAGGUGUAUUUCCCAGUAUUUCUGCUAACUGGGUUUACUGGGUUUGAUGGGCGUGACUUUUAA